AUGAAAAUUCUGGACGACAUCAAGCAGCAAGUUGAGAAGGAAAUGCUGAAAUUCGAUCCACGAUUGGCUGAGAAGAAGUAUUUGAAAAUUACUCAAUCAAUAAAGGAUUUGUUUUUGAAGGCUGUUGUGAAAGAGAAGUAAACUAUUAAAGCAGCUGCGCAUUCCAUUGGAAUCAAUUACUCUUCCGCCAAAGCUAUCUGGGCUGAAUUCAGAAGUAAGAAUCAGAAGAAGAAGAAGAAAAACAAGGAAGAUUCAGAUUAGAAGAAUGGAAACCAAUUAGUUAAGCGUUGUUCCUAUAAAAUUUUGAACGGAUGCAAUAAAAUAAAAAAAUUCUUCAUGGAAAUCAAAUCAUCUGUCUCAUAGAACUUAAGCUCAACUCAUUUAAUCAAUUUGGAAUCACAUAUAUGA
Messenger RNA from Paramecium tetraurelia, 408 nucleotides. RefSeq lists its product as uncharacterized. The transcript is spliced from 2 exons. Lineage: Eukaryota; Ciliophora; Oligohymenophorea; Peniculida; Parameciidae. The record is from RefSeq and is a predicted model, not a curated record.